CAUGUUACUAUUACUUUUGAUGUCAACAUAUCAACUGGGACAAGGAGACUUUCUGCAGCCUCAGCAUGGGUAUUCAGUCUUCCACCACCGCCCAGCAAACCGGCUCCGGAUGAAUGCUUUCCCCGUGUGCAUCUGGUUAACCAUAUUGUCAAGACAUUCGGAUGGAAGGACAUGAAUGUCACUAUUAAGGACCACAUGACCAAAGCACCUCUAUCCAUUCUUACUGACGCAAAUGGGCUUGUAAGAGCAGGCGAAAUGAUCGCCAUCAUGGGGCCUUCUGGCUCAGGAAAGACGACUCUUCUGAACACGCUAGCACACAGAGCAGCCGCCGCUGGAGCUUCCACCUAUGGAGACACUCCCACCAACGGCCAAGUCGUCAAUUGGCAGACGCUUCGACACCUUUCAGCCUAUGUUGAACAGGAAGAUGCCUUGAUUGGCAGUUUGACAGUUUGUGAAACUAUGAAAUUCGCAGCCAGCCUCGCACUCCCUGGACGCGUCGAAGACCUGCUUGGAAGUUUUGGAAUGAACGCUCAAGCAAACACCAUUGUCGGUACACCGAUCAAGAAGGGGCUCAGCGGCGGCCAAAAGAAACGACUAGGCGUUGCUAGUAGGCUCGUCACUGAUCCCAAGAUCCUCUUUCUCGACGAGCCCACAAGCGGCUUAGACUCGGCACUCAGUUUCGAAGUUAUGAAUUAUAUCAAGCAGAUUGGAAGGAGAAACAAUAAAUACGUUUUCCAUUACAUCAACUACCAAGCCUACGUUUUUCAGGGCAUGAUGGUCAAUGAGUUUGAGAGGAGAGACUUUGAUUGUGCUGGCAGUGCUGCGGCUGGGUAUAGCUGCAUGUAUCAGAGUGACCUGGCAUCCGUAGGCAAGAUCCGGGGCACAACUAUCCUGGCGCAGUUCGGGUAUCGUACUGGCCUACAAGGAGAGUGGCUUGGGAUUAUGAUUGGGAUCAUUGCUGGCUACAGAAUCCUGGGAUGGGUGGUUCUGGUGAUUAAAAAGACCUGA
Lachnellula hyalina is the source of this 1008-nucleotide messenger RNA. RefSeq names its product ABC transporter G family member (gene abcG1). The annotation marks the transcript as partial. NCBI's taxonomy places the organism in Eukaryota, Fungi, Ascomycota, Leotiomycetes, Helotiales, Lachnaceae. The transcript has 4 exons. The record is from RefSeq and is a predicted model, not a curated record. Gene Ontology annotation, molecular function: ATP hydrolysis activity; ATP binding.